AUGCACCCCACCCCUCUAAUAAUAUCCACAAGCCUCAUUAUUAUUUUUACCCUACUUUUCUACCCCUUACUCACAACACUUUCCCCAACUCCAAAACCCCAAAAUUGAGCCAUUAAACAAGUCAAAACAGCUGUUAAACUAGCAUUUUUUGUUAGCCUUCUCCCCUUAUUCCUAUUCAUCUCUGAAGGUGCAGAAAUCAUUACCACCAACUGAACCUGAAUAAAUACCCUAUUAUUUGAUGUAAACAUUAGCCUAAAAUUUGACUUUUACUCACUUAUCUUUACCCCUGUUGCCCUCUAUGUAACCUGGUCCAUCCUAGAGUUUGCCUCCUGAUACAUACAUGCUGACCCAAACAUAAACCGAUUUUUUAAAUACCUUCUAACCUUCCUUAUUGCCAUAAUCAUUUUAGUUACAGCCAACAACAUAUUCCAAAUUUUCAUUGGAUGAGAAGGUGUAGGCAUCAUAUCUUUUCUUCUCAUCGGGUGAUGAUAUGGUCGAGCAGACGCAAACACUGCUGCGCUCCAAGCAGUACUAUAUAACCGAGUCGGAGACAUUGGACUAAUCUUCGCAAUAGCCUGAAUGGCCACAAACCUAAACUCAUGAGAACUUCAACAAAUUUUUUCUACCCCCCACAACCUUGACCUCACCUUUCCCCUCUUGGGCCUUAUCAUUGCUGCAACUGGCAAAUCUGCUCAAUUUGGCCUCCACCCGUGACUUCCCUCUGCUAUAGAGGGUCCCACCCCGGUAUCUGCCCUACUGCACUCAAGCACAAUAGUGGUUGCUGGGAUUUUUCUACUCAUCCGAACAAGCCCCUUAAUAGAAAACUACCCAAUAAUCUUAACAACAUGCUUAUGCCUAGGCGCCCUAACAACCCUUUUUACAGCAACAUGCGCCCUCACCCAAAAUGACAUUAAAAAAAUUGUUGCAUUCUCAACCUCAAGUCAGCUAGGUCUAAUAAUAGUUACCAUCGGCCUAGGCCAACCUCAACUUGCCUUCCUACACAUUUGCACCCAUGCCUUCUUUAAAGCCAUACUAUUUCUCUGCUCUGGUUCCCUAAUCCAUAGCCUAAAUGACGAACAAGACAUUCGCAAAAUAGGAGGAAUACACCACCUUGCCCCGUUUACCUCCUCCUGCUUAACAAUUGGCAGCCUUGCCUUAACAGGCACUCCCUUCUUGGCAGGGUUUUUCUCUAAAGAUGCAAUCAUUGAAGCCCUAAACACAUCCCACCUUAAUGCCUGAGCCCUUGUCUUAACUCUCAUUGCCACCUCCUUCACUGCCAUCUAUAGUCUUCGUGUAGUUUUCUUUGUAACCAUGGGCCACCCACGAUUCAACACACUAUCCCCUAUUAAUGAAAAUGACCCUGCAGUAAUCAACCCAAUCAAACGACUUGCCUGAGGCAGCAUUGUGGCCGGCCUAUUUAUUACUGCCAACAUUAUCCUCCCUAAAACCCCAGUAAUAACAAUACCACCCCUUCUAAAACUAGCAGCCCUGCUAGUCACAAUCACUGGCCUUCUUAUUGCACUAGAGCUGGCUAACCUAACAACCAAACAGUACAAACCAACCCCCACCCUAACAACCCACCACUUCUCCAACAUGCUUGGAUUCUUCCCAGCUGUUAUUCACCGCCUCCCCCCUAAAAUAAACCUAAUCUUAGGACAAUACAUUGCCUCUCAAAUAGUGGACCAAACAUGACUAGAAAAAGUCGGACCCAAAGCUGUCUUCUCAACCAAUCUCCCCUUAAUUACAACAACAAGCAAUGCUCAACAAGGAAUAGUAAAAACCUUCCUAGCCCUUUUCUUCCUAACAUUCACCCUGGCCCUUCUACUAUUAACCCUUUAG
Messenger RNA from Boleophthalmus pectinirostris (great blue-spotted mudskipper), 1839 nucleotides. The record is from the annotation of a RefSeq genome assembly. NCBI's taxonomy places the organism in Eukaryota, Metazoa, Chordata, Actinopteri, Gobiiformes, Gobiidae.